CUAAGAACUGACGCAUCUAAGCUGGAUGGAAUUUAACAUCAAAAAAAGUUCUCUUUCUGUGCAUAAAGUUGUAAAGUGCAUAAAGAUGAAGCAGGCACCAGAAAUCCUUGGCAAUACAAAUGGAAAGACUCAGAACUGUGAAGUGAAUCGCGACUGCUCUGUGUUCCUCAGCAAAGCUCAGCUUUCUAACAGCCUACAGGAGGGGGUCAUGCAGAAGUUUAAUGGCCACGAUGCACUUCCCUUUAUUCCAGCGGAGAAGCUGAAAGAUCUUACUUCCUGUGUGUUCAAUGGUGAACCUGGGGCUCCUGAUGCCAGAUUGUGUUUUGAGUCCCAGGAAGCAAAAGGAAUUGGGACACCACCCAAUACUACUCCUAUCAAAAAUGGUUCUCCGGAAAUCAAGCUGAAGAUCACCAAAACAUACAUGAAUGGGAAACCUCUCUUUGAGUCUUCUAUCUGUGGUGACAGUGCUGCUGACAUGUCUCAAUCAGAGGAAGAUGGACAGAAGUUGGAGAGCAAGGUGAGGAGGAGCAGGAAGAGGAGCAUAAAGUACGACUCCUUCCUAGAGCAGGGCCUCGUGGAAGCAGCUCUGGUGUCCAAGAUCUCAAGUCCUGCAGAUAAAAAGAUUCCAGUUAAGAAAGAGUCCUGCCCACACACUGGCAGAGACAAAGAUCAUCUGCUGAAAUACAAUGUGGGUGACUUGGUUUGGUCCAAAGUGUCGGGCUACCCUUGGUGGCCUUGUAUGGUUUCUGCCGACCCACUCCUUCACAGCUACACCAAACUCAAAGGUCAGAAAAAGAGCGCGCGCCAGUAUCACGUGCAGUUCUUUGGUGACGCCCCCGAGAGAGCGUGGAUAUUCGAGAAGAGCCUCGUGGCGUUCGAAGGAGAAGGACAGUUCGAGAAGUUAUGCCAGGAAAGUGCCAGGCAGGCGCCCACAAAGGCCGAGAAGGUCAAGCUGUUGAAACCUAUUUCCGGGAAACUGAGGGCCCAGUGGGACAUGGGCAUCAUUCAGGCCGAGGAAGCUGCUGGCAUGUCCGUGGAAGAGCGGAAAGCCAAGUUCACGUUCCUUUACGUGGGAGACCAGCUGCACCUCAACCCCCAGGUGGCCAAGGAGGCCAGUACUGCUGCCGAGGGCUCUGGAGAGAUAGCAGAGCCCACCCAGGGCGGGGGCGCAGCCGCUGCAGCCCCUUGGGCCUCGGGGGAAGAGGGUGUUCCUGUGAAGAGGAGGCGGAGAGUCAAGCAGGCUGGCCCUGUGGAGAAGCAGGAGGGCGAUGCUGGUGCAGGAAGGAGCACUCCGCAGAAAUCCACAGAGGCUGGGCCUAAAAGGGGCGUCGGGUCACCCCCUGGGAGGAAGAAGCCUGCAGCCUCCACUCCACGGAGCAGGAAGGGAGAUGCGGCGUCUCAGUUUUUGGUCUUCUGUCAGAAGCACCGGGAUGAGGUCAUUGCUGAGCACCCUGAUGCAUCAGGCGAGGAGAUUGAAGAGUUGCUGGGAUCCCAGUGGAACAUGCUCAGUGAAAAGCAGAAAGCUCGCUAUAACACCAAGUUUGCCCUUGUGACCUCAGCCCCAUAUGAAGAAGAUUCUGGUAAUGUAAAUGGGAAAAAAAGACAUCACACAAAGAGGACGGAGGACCUUCCAGAAGAUGUGGACAUCGAGGAUGCACCCAGGAAGAGACUCAGGACUGACAAGCACAGUCUUCGGAAGAGAGAGACGAGCACUGACAAGAUGGCCAGGACAAGCUCCUACAAGGCCAUGGAGGUGGCCUCCUCACUCAAGAGCCAGGCAGUGACAAAAAAUCUAUCUGAUGCGUGCAAACCCCUGAAGAAGCGAAAUCGGGCUCCUGCAGCAGCGUCCUCCACUCUUGGGUUUAGCAAAAGUUCGUCUCCUUCUGCAUCUGUAACUGAGAACGAGGUCUCAGACAGCCCAGGAGAUGAGCCCUCGGAGUCGCCCUACGAAAGUGCUGAUGAAACACAGACUGAAGUGUCCAUCUCGUCUAAAAAAUCUGAACGAGGAGUGGCAGCCAAAAAGGAGUAUGUGUGUCAGGUAUGCGAGAAGACAGGCAGCCUCCUGCUGUGUGAAGGCCCGUGCUGCGGAGCCUUCCAUCCCUCCUGCCUCGGGCUUCCCCGCAGACCUGAGGGGAGGUUCACCUGCAGUGAGUGCGCCUCAGGGAUCCACUCAUGCUUCGUGUGCAAGGAGAGCAAGGCAGAGGUGAAGCGCUGUGUCGUGACCCAGUGUGGCAAAUUCUACCAUGAGGCCUGUGUGAAGAAGUACCCGCUCACCGUGUUUGAGAGCCGGGGCUUUCGCUGCCCCCUCCAUAGUUGCGUGAGCUGCCAUGCCUCCAACCCAUCAAACCCUCGGCCCUCAAAAGGUAAAAUGAUGCGGUGUGUGCGCUGCCCAGUGGCCUACCACGGAGGGGAUGCGUGUCUGGCAGCAGGCUGCGCAGUGAUCGCUUCGCACAGCAUCAUCUGCACGGCCCACUUCACUGCUCGGAAAGGGAAGCGGCACCAUAGCCACGUCAACGUGAGCUGGUGCUUCGUGUGCUCUAAAGGGGGAAGCCUCCUGUGCUGCGAAGCCUGCCCGGCAGCCUUCCACCCUGACUGCCUGAACAUUGACAUGCCCGAUGGCAGCUGGUUCUGCAACGACUGCAGGGCUGGGAAGAAGCUGCACUUCCAGGAUAUCAUUUGGGUCAAACUUGGGAACUACAGAUGGUGGCCGGCAGAAGUUUGCCAUCCCAAAAAUGUUCCCCCAAAUAUUCAGAAAAUGAAGCACGAGAUUGGAGAAUUCCCUGUGUUUUUCUUUGGGUCUAAAGAUUAUUACUGGACGCAUCAGGCACGAGUGUUCCCGUACAUGGAGGGGGACCGGGGCAGCCGCUACCAUGGGGUCAGAGGCAUCGGAAGAGUCUUCAAAAAUGCAUUGCAAGAAGCUGAAGCUCGUUUUCGUGAAGUGAAACUUCAAAGGGAAGCCCGGGAAACACAGGAAAGCGAGCGCAAGCCCCCACCCUACAAGCACAUCAAGGUGAAUAAGCCUUACGGGAAAGUCCAGAUCUACACUGCCGAUAUCUCGGAAAUCCCGAAGUGUAACUGUAAGCCCACAGAUGAGAAUCCCUGUGGCUUUGACUCAGAGUGUUUGAACAGGAUGCUGAUGUUUGAGUGCCACCCGCAGGUGUGUCCCGCGGGUGAAUACUGCCAGAAUCAGUGCUUCACCAAGCGCCAGUACCCGGAGACCAAGAUCAUCAAGACAGAUGGCAAAGGGUGGGGCCUGGUGGCCAAGCGGGACAUCAGAAAGGGGGAGUUUGUGAAUGAGUAUGUCGGUGAGCUGAUCGAUGAGGAGGAGUGUAUGGCGAGGAUCAAGUAUGCCCAUGAGAACGACAUCACGCACUUCUACAUGCUCACCAUAGACAAGGACCGUAUAAUCGAUGCCGGGCCCAAAGGAAACUAUUCUCGGUUUAUGAACCACAGCUGCCAGCCCAACUGUGAGACCCUCAAGUGGACAGUGAAUGGGGACACCCGCGUGGGCCUGUUUGCUGUGUGUGACAUUCCUGCAGGGACAGAGCUGACUUUUAAUUACAACCUUGAUUGUUUGGGCAAUGAGAAAACAGUCUGUCGGUGUGGAGCCUCCAACUGCAGCGGGUUCCUCGGGGACAGGCCAAAGACCUCAGCAUCCCUUUCUUCAGAGGAAAAGGGCAAAAAGACCAAGAAGAAAAGCAGGAGGCGCAGAACCAAGGGGGAGUGGAGGAGGCAGUCAGAGGACGAGUGCUUCCGCUGUGGCGACGGUGGGCAGCUGGUGCUGUGCGACCGCAAGCUCUGCACCAAGGCCUACCACCUGUCCUGCCUGGGCCUGCGCAAGCGGCCCUUCGGGAAGUGGGAGUGUCCGUGGCAUCACUGCGACGUAUGUGGCAAGCCUUCCAUGUCCUUUUGCCACCUCUGCCCGAAUUCACUGUGUAAGGAGCACCAGGAUGGGGUGGCACUGCGCACCAUGCAGGACGGGCAGUCCUACUGCUGCGAGCAUGACUUGGGGACGCAGGUCGGGCUGCGCAAAGGCAAGGCCCAGAAGCCCCCUCCUGAGCCAGCCAAGUCCAAGGGGAAGAGGAGGAAAAGGCGGUGCUGGCGGCGGGUCACGGAAGGCAAGUAGCGCCAGGAGCCACCGGAGCCGCUCGUCUGGUCCAGGCAUGGGCCCCACCUCGGCCCCCGGCAGCCACGACAGAUGUGCAGGCGCCCAGGAGGGAGCGCCCCACGGAGCCACCACAGAGCUGGCUGCACCCGCACUGACCACGCCCGCCACCUGACGCCCACCGCCAGGCCUCUGCUGGGGACAGCACAGCAGCCUCAGGCAGCGCCGACCAGGUGGUCUGUGUAAGAGCGAGGCAGGUGACACCUUGUCUCUGCGUGCAGAGUAGUCUCUGAGGGCCCGGAGCUGCUCCUGAUGGCCAAGGCUGUGCCUGUGGUCACCCUGGAGUCCAACAGUCCUUAUUUAGACUUUCGUUUUGAAACUGUUGUAUGUUUUCUAUACUAAUGUGAAUUUUCCUCAAAACAUUUCUUUUCCCUCUGAGUGAGGCCAGCCCCAUGCAGCCAGUGUUGGUGGCUUCUAGCCCCUGCUCUUCUGGAUUCGGACUCACGCCCACCAUGGAAGCGUUGGCCACACCGAGCGGUACUUCUCCCCGUGUAAGGAACACACAUUUGGGGGAAGCUAUGUAUAGUUUUUAAAUUUGGCUUUUUCCUUACCAGUUUCUGGCUUUUAUGUUCAAUAUAUUUUUGCUAAAUCUGUGUCACAAAUUACCGCUGACUACCUGUCAUUUCCUGACGUGUCCUGAGAUCUCCCGCAGCAGCAGCAAACUGGUACUGUUGAGUCACUGGCCACCACCUAUCACCUGUCCCACUUAGACCAGUGAGCCCCAGUGCUACUUGGGGGUGCUAUCAAGCGCCCCCCACACUCGUGUCACCAGGCUCAGUACCACCCAUUUCUGUGAGAUUUCAGUCCCCUCCAUCAGUGAAAGGCCUGGCCUGAGAGCUAUGGAGAAAUUCCAAGCUGUCCUUGAAGAUCUGGUCACCCAUCCGCAAGAAAAGAGGGUGACGCACGGUGGAGGCUGCGCUCCGCACAUCGUUGCCACAGAGCCACCGCUGUCCUCGGGAAGCACUGGGGUUGCCUGUACUGCUGUCCUACUCUCAUCUCAAAGACCUGCAGCCUGCGCCUGGACUGGCCCUGGCCAUGCUCCCUGGUGUGACUGCGCUUGGUGUCAGGGUGAGGACCUGCUGAGCACUGCAUGCAGUCAGCACCCCAUGGUCCAGGAAGGGACCCAAAGGAACAGGUGGUGUUACAGCUGGCCACUUCCUGCAGUCCUGGUUACCUCUGGAAGCCACUCGCCUGAGGCAAGGCGGCUGUGACUGUCCCUGCACAGAGCCCAAUUCUGCUCAGUCUGUCCUUAAAAAUACUGCAUUGGUUCAGAUUUCUGCUUCUUCUGCCCGAGACUCAAAAGCUGUUCUAGUGACAGCUGGGCCAUGUCCCUGGCCUGGGGAACCCAAGGCUGAGGUUCCACACACAGGCGGGGCUGCACUUGUCACUCAUCCUGUAGGUCCCUUCCCAGCAGUUGAGUGACUUCUGCAAGUCAUACCAGAAUUGGCUUUGCAGCGCACUUUGGGGAGCAGAUUAACUUAUUUUUGUAUUUGACAGUAGUAAAAUCUUAUGAUUUUUGAGUCACUUUGGUAUUACUUCCAAAUUGUUUUAUCUUUCUGAAGGAAAUAUUGCAAAAAGUGUAAGUGAAAUCCCUUUCCAAAGGCUAUUCGUGAGCAAAUAACACUAACUUUGAAAAUCUUUAUUAGACCAGCUUAGAAAUCUGAGUACGAGGCCUUUCCCACGAUAGGACAGGCACAAGGCAGUGGCCUGGCCCCAACUGCUCGCCUCUGUUCUGAGCCUGGGGAGGUUUGUUUCUGAGGACUUGGUGACUGAUUACCAGCUUCAGUCCUUGGGCAUUACUGUGAAGCAAAGCAACGUCAACUGCCCGACACCCCGAGACUCACUGGAGUCAGGGUCUGCACAGCCGCCCCGAGCAGAAGAUGGCACCAUGAGCUGAGUCACCUGCCCUUGCCGCCGCCACUGCUGCCUGGGCCUCCACCAGAUGGCUGCGCUGUGGUCUCAGUGGGGAAGGCCUUUGAGGGUGGAGGGGGCCAGCUGUCCCUUUCUGCUUGUGCUGCCACCCAUGGUCCACAGGCCUCAGGCCCACGCAGGCUGGCAUUUUAAUGCCAUCAAAUGUUGGCCUUGACAUCUGAACCAUGCUGAUGUGCAGUGCUCGCCUGUCAGAACUACCUGAUUUUUAGGAAUUACACAUACUGCGAACAACUGCCAGUUACCAGCAUCUUGGGCUCUGAGCAGCGUACUGGUGACUGUCAGGAGUGACACGCCGCGCCUGCAGGGUGUCGCGGUGUCACCGUGCCUUGUCCGAAACCCAGCACGUCUCAUGUGCCUCCUGUGUCUCCAUUCCGUGUGAGGUCGGUUCCUUCUAGGAACACUGGGUGCUAUCACCAGGUUUCAUAGUUAGAUUUUAAAACUUGAAAUUCACCUUUUUGGGGGAGGGGGGUAUACUGAAAUAGAGAUUCGAGAAUUGCCAGCUGGGGAAAUAGCAUUUAAAGUGGAAAUUUGUGUUUGGAAAAUUGUGUAUGAGUAUUUUUUUAUUAAAAGCAUUUUAAAGGCCUUUUUUCUUAGACUCACUUCCUACAGGCUUGUGCCGAUUCUCCUUUCUGAAAGCUCUACAUGGCCGGGCCAGCUCAGCGGUGGGGUCCUCACAUCUUCUUCCCACGGCCCUGCCUGGGAAGUGUAGCUGAUGCAAUAAAUACAGUGGGUUCUAGUUUUUGGAAUAUGCUUUUUUCUCCUAAAAAAUGGUAGGGGCCAGGGAGAUGGCUCAGUGGAAUAAGCGC
This is a messenger RNA of Octodon degus (degu), 6903 nucleotides long. RefSeq names its product nuclear receptor binding SET domain protein 2 (gene Nsd2). The record is from RefSeq and is a predicted model, not a curated record. Gene Ontology annotation, molecular function: histone H3K36 methyltransferase activity. The transcript has 21 exons. The coding region runs from base 26 to 4126 and encodes 1366 amino acids. Gene Ontology annotation, biological process: regulation of DNA-templated transcription. Gene Ontology annotation, cellular component: nucleus; chromatin. Lineage: Eukaryota; Metazoa; Chordata; Mammalia; Rodentia; Octodontidae.